GGUGGAGUAAUAAAAACAGCUACCAGUUACGGUGACCUCAGUCGUGCUACGUAUCAGCUGWUUAUGAAAGAUGGAGCUGCAAGGAUCAUAUGCAUAAGGUAUCCUUCUACAAAAGGAAAAGWGCAUACCCCUGAAAAGCAUCUCCCAAAUUCUUCACAAAGAAAAUCCUAUCCAGACACCUGAAGAACUUUGAAGUCCUCCAUGAAAAGAGUUAAGAAAAAGGAGCCUAAUAAAGCUGAUCUUGACUAUCAAGGUUGUGGAUCAUGGAGGAAAAACUCCUAAACAACAAUAUCCUUGAUCAAUUUAUUAAUAGCCAUGAGCAGUCCUAUGAAGAAUUUCUAAAUACAUUUACCUACCUUUUGAAAGAAGAAGAGGAGAAGACAAUACAAGGAAGCAGAGUGGAUUCCCUAACAAAAACAUUUUCUGCAUCUGAGUUAUCCAGCAGAGGUAAAGAGGAUGAUGGUUCACUUGGAAGAAGUGAAGAGCUGUUGGUGUCUCUCCCACCACAUUUGCCAAAUGGGAACAAGGUGACAGAAAUGAGUAAGUGCUGGAAAGCUGGUGGUCCUGAUGGAAACAAUCUCAGUCUGUCUGAAAGAGUAAAGCUUUUCCUGCAGGUGGACAAGUUUUUAGAUUUGCAAGAUAUUGACACAAAUGAAGAGACAUACAGUGUAGGGUCAUUCAUUCUUCCAGGAGAGGUGGAAGAGACGACAACAUGCUCUACACUUUCCUUUGAUCAGCCUGUUCAACAAAAGUUCAGGACUAUGCCAGUUAAACAGCCGUCAGGCAGCAAAACUCAAGAGCUACUAGGGGAUGAUGUUCAACCAUUCUCACUUGAUGAAGAAUUUGAUUAUGACAAYGCGCCUUUGACCCCUAAGUUCUCUGAAGCUGAGCUGAAGGCCAUAACAGACUUUUCUGAAGAGAAGAAAAUGGAGACAGAUGUGAAGUCAGCAGGAGYGGAAGACUGAUUCAGAUGCACCUUGCAUGGCAUUCAACAGCAUUCAACAGCAGUGCUGUUGAAAUAACAUUGUAAGGGGGUAAAUCUAGUUCCCUGUUUAAUCUUGUUAUCUGUGUAGUCUGUAACAUCCUCAAGAUUUUUUUAUUUAUUCCUCCAAAGUGUCUUCGAGCCCUGAGAUUUUCUUUCUGCCUACCUGUCUACCUUCUUCUAGUUCAUGCAUCCACGGAACAGAAGGGCUGCUGUGUAGUAGCCCCUCAGCCAGCAAGGAAGUACUUUUUUCUCUUUUGUGUGUAUGUACAUAGACUUGUUUCCCAGAGUGCACGAGGCAKGUGGAAGGGUAUCUCCAAUGACAGCCAUGAAUUCUCUUUUCUAGAAGAAUCCUUGGGUAGGGUGAAGCCUGCACUGCCUCCAGCAAGCAGGCAUGAAUAAAUGCUCCUUAAAACCAACACAAGCAGAUGCAGUUCAGAAUAGCUGUAUGGGCACUCUAACUUGUACYUGGUAGUGACUCCAGCUCCUGAGUAACUCAAAGCAAGUCCCAGAAUUGUCUUUGCCUAUUUCAUUCCACACUGCAGGUGAGAACUUUAUGCAGCCAAGGAUUCAGCUUUUAAUUUCUCCCUAUCUCUAUUCAAAGAUAGAGAAUUAUACUAGCAAAUAAAUCCAGGAAUGUUUUUUGUCUCUAGGUUAUUUCAGUUCUGCAUACAAAUAAAUAUUUGUAUUUCCAAUAAACUUUUUAAAACAGAUGAUCAAAAUUGACUCUAUGCAACUGCUGGUAAUUAAAAAAUUAACUGUUACUAGAAAUCUUCCAGAAAGAAAUUGGCACUGAAGCGCUGCCAGAUUGCCAGAUUUUUUUUUACAGAAGAUGAUUCCAGAUAGUAGUUUAGCACUUAAACUUAGCAUCACUCAAUACAGAGAACUUUGGGGUUGAGAAAGUAUGCAUAGUAUAGGUGGGAGAGAAGAUCUCUUAACAUAGGAUAUUAUGUACUCUUGCCAUAAGGUGUUUAAAAUUCAACUUUUUUCAGCUUAUCAAAGGAACUUUCUUCURUGUGUUUGCUAGAAGGAUAUGGAGGACACAAACUAUACAUCAGUCCUACUGGAGUCUUACUACCACUACAGUCAAUGACAAAACUUGUUCAAGGAUUCAAAACAGUUUUCAGGUCAAAUCAACUCCGGAAUUUCUACAUGCAUUUUCUAUUCAUUUCAUUAGCAAUUUCCCCCAGUACAUUAGGGAUACAUUCAGCCAUUCAGUUCCUUCUCUCAUAGGCAGACGAUUCUCUUCCCAAAUGUUCAGACUACAUAUUAUGCUCUGUAAGGGUCAUUCAGUCUAUUCAUUAUAUGGUUCUGUUAGAUUUGCUGCAGAAUAUCCCAACAAAAUUGGAACCCUCUAAUGACAUUCAUUUUAUGUAAAGAAAUGGGGAUAAUGCACUUACAUUUACACCACUCAUGAGUUAUAUUUUUGCCUUUUAUUAACUGAGAUGAAUAUCACAGUGGAGAUUAAGCCACACAGRCUAGAUUUUCUGCACAUCUCAUUCUAUUGACCUGCCUCUGUUGUUGUCUUUGCUUUGCUUAUGAACCCAGCCUUGUUGGUGAAUUCACUGGAAAUCGGGGCUGUCUGAUGCAUCUCCCUAAUUCCUUUGUCUCCUUGGCUUCAUUAAUGUCUGCAGUGCAGUAGACAUACAAAUCCAAGCUAGUCAGAGAGCUUGUCAGUAUUAAACUUGUUGCUUAGGUGGURUUUGCAGAAGUUCACAGUCUGAAUAGAUCCUGGGCAAUGGAGAGGAGCUCCUUGAAUUCUGAAAUGAAUGGGUUAGGUAUCUGAAGAGAUGUUUCCUUGGCUGGCCAUGAUCCAAGCAUAGGUAUUAAAUGCUGAGUUAUUCCUCAUGGAUAUAAGAUGAAGAGUAAUUAUUUGCUGAGAUAAUGAUAGUARAAGAAGAGAUAACAAUUAAGAAAAUGAAAAGAGGUGCAGACAGAUCUGUCUGACUCAAACAUUAUUAUAGUUUUAAAUAUAUUUCUAUUAAUGCACAAAGGCAUGG
Molecule: messenger RNA, 2982 nt
Organism: Nothoprocta perdicaria
Lineage: Eukaryota; Metazoa; Chordata; Aves; Tinamiformes; Tinamidae
Gene: IFTAP
Product: chromosome unknown C11orf74 homolog
Exons: 8
Coding region: 264-965 (233 amino acids)
Biological process (GO): spermatogenesis; acrosome reaction
Cellular component (GO): cytosol; 9+0 non-motile cilium
Molecular function (GO): intraciliary transport particle A binding
Source: RefSeq, a predicted model, not a curated record